UGAUGAGAGCGUAGGAUGUGCUGGUGGUGGUGGUGGUGGCUGCAAGUCAUCACGAUCACGACGAACGGAAACAAAUGAACGUGAGAAGGUCCCUGAAUUUCUACAUCAACAGAACGGAAAUUGAUUUGUGGCGAGCACAGCAACAUCAAAGGGCAUGAUGGGUGACUUUGUUGCUCAAACACAAGAACGGAAGUUUGCCGCUAGUCGCAUUGGGAAUCCCAGUUGGAAGCAAAAAGUAGGAAGAGAUGGAGACAACUGAAAGAGCACAAAAAGUAGUGAUUGAUUGUGCAUACAUACUAUCCAGCUGUAGCUACACGAUAGUACGACACAAAUCAGAGUGAACCAGAAUGAUUGUCUGUGUGUAUGUUUUUGCCCCAACUGCGGGCCGCUAAGUGCUAUUAGUAAUGGUUCCUUGGAGGGGUGGAAGCGUCUAGAAGCAGAAACACACAGUGUCGAUUGCCACAAAGUAACAAUUGGAAUGUAUAAGGAACGUAAGGAACCCCAAAACAAGGCAAGUGAAUAACACUAAAUGGUGCGGCAGGCGCAGCUGGCCGAUGAAAGCGAGCAUUGACUCAACGCAGCAUAAAACUCCACAUCUGCGAUACAUUCCAUGUGCCUGUUUGCGUAUGUGUGUGUGUUUUGGUGUGUGUGAAUGUGUAUCUGUGGAAUGUGCUGUUUGAUGAAUCUCGGCCUAGGCAUUAACAGCAUCGCCUGCUGCACCCCAGCACCAGCGCUCCCCUGACAACACAGAGAGACGGACGGAAGUGUCUUUUGUGCGUGUGACAGUUACCUAGAUACACAAAGAACCCAGAGAAGCAGAGUAGAAGCAAAGCAAAGGGGUGUAUUUUUUAAGCAAAAGAUUUUUUGUUUGAUUGAGUGUUUGCACUGAAUCAGCAGCCAGAUUGAUUGUAACUAAAACAGCUUACAUCCUGUAAGUGUGCUUCAAAGCGUCUGUGUGUGUGCUUGUUGUUUGCAUUCUGUUUGUGUGUCUGUGUGUGUGUGCCCCUUGUGGUGUGGGCUGUGUUUGUUUUAUACAAUUGAAACCAAUCGAAAAUUUAGUUCAAAUUCCUAUUAAUACAUGUCUGUACCGAUCGAUUUGAAAGUGUGGCACUCCGCUUUGGUUUAAUGCGAAGUUAAUUGAGCCCCUCUAACCAACCGGCACAACCACCUGACGCAGGCUGAACUCUUAAAAAAUCACGCAACGUAAGGUACACUGUUGCCUUCGCAGCCAUCGCCGCCUACUGCUAAGUCGUGUUCACCUACCUAAAUGCUGUAAACACGUCCUGAGAUACACCCUGCUGAUUGUUGACUAGGAUCAACAGUAUCAUCAUCAUCAUCAUCAGCAUCACCUUCCACACCGUCACCGUUUGCAAUUGCUUCGUAAAAAGGACAUAUUGCGUGUGUUGUGUGUUCUGUGUGCGUGCCACUCUGCUGCAGCUUUGGCAUGCUGUGUAACAACAACGACGACCCGAUGAAGAAGUAGUAGUAUCCGUAUUUGGGGUUUCAUUUUUCAGUUUUCACGAUCGUGUUGUGUUUUUUCUUAGUUUUGUUUGCAAAGACAUUCGUUUUUGUGAGUUUCUGUUACUGCGUUUUUGUAUUUAUAUUUUGUGUUUAUUAGUGUUUAAUGGUAUAGUUUAUUCUGCAGUAGAAAGAUUGCUUUCAAUCCAAAACUACCCGUAAGAGAGCGAGGGAGAGAUAAAGAGAUCACGUAAUAGAAAUUGAACAAGGAUAGCAAAGUUCAAACAAAUUUGCAUCGUGUAUACUAAUCCGUUUGUAUAAGUGUAUUGUGUAAAGUGUAUUGAACGUACGUGCAAAGUGCUCGUGUUUGUGUGUGAGUGUGCGUGUUUUAUUUUAAUUUAUUACGACACCAGAUUUCAUCUGGUACCGAGGACACACUUUGUACCCACUUCGGAGCAGGAGGGCUAAGUAAACCCACAACAAAGAGAGAGAGAGAGGAUACUCUAGGAAAGGCCAGAGCCAGACAACACGUCAAAAUGAGGAAAACCGACACACAAAUGAACGUAGCUGGCAUACGUCGCAACAUCAAGAACCUCGCCCACAACUACUCCGAUGCGCAGGUGAAGGUGCGGGAAGCCACCUCGAACGACCCAUGGGGCCCUUCGUCCACGAUCAUGGCGGAGAUUGCCGACCUCACGUACAACGUGGUGGCCUUCUCCGAAAUCAUGCAGAUGAUCUGGAAGCGCAUGAACGACCAUGGAAAAAACUGGCGACACGUGUACAAGGCACUGCUACUGCUGGAGUACCUCAUCAAAACGGGCACGGAGAAGGUGGCGCAACAGUGCAAGGAAAAUAUCUACGCCAUCCAAACGCUGAAGGAAUUCCAGUACAUGGAGGAGGGCAAGGAUCAGGGCAUGCACGUGCGCGAAAAGGCGAAACAGCUCGUAUCGCUGCUAAAAGAUGACGAGCGGCUGAAGAACGAGCGGGCCCGUGCCCUGAAGGCGAAGGAACGUUUCGCCCGAACGGCCAGCGGGUUCGGUAGCGAUGGUUCGAUCGAUGGCCCAACGCAGCGUGACCCAAGGCCACCGAACUGGGGCGAAGGUGAACCGAUUGCGGGGGCAGCAACGAGCGGUGUCGGCAAGCCGGUGUCUGAGAUUGAGUUUGUGCGACCGCAGACGGUCGGCGAGGAAGAAUUGCAGCUGCAGCUAGCGAUGGCUAUGUCGCGCGAGGAAGCGGAACAGGAGGAGCAAAAGCGCCGCAGCGACGAUGUUCGAUUGCAGUUGGCACUCAGCCAAAGCGAGCAGGACUUCAAGAAAGACGGCGAUCCCCCAGCAGGAAGUAGCGCGUUGGUGGAUUUGUUGGACAUUUCUUUCGGAGCGGCGUCCAUAAGCAGCCCGUCGCAGCAACCGCUCGCCGGCCCCUCCGGUACCAGUGGUACGAUCGAUCCCUGGGGAAUGCCCGUUGCCGGUGGAUCCCGACCGACGACGACGGAUCCCUGGUCGCGAACGUCAUCUCCGCCGGCGGUAGUAGAUCCGUGGCUAAACACUGCCUCGGCCCUACCUACGGCGGGACCAUCCACCUCGAAACCUCCGCUGCUUGGAGCGGACACGUGGCAACCGCGCACACAAUCGCCCUCGGUAACGUCUGGUUCGUCGGUUGAGGGAUGGUUGCAAAAUGGUGCAGGUGCGGGUGCCGCUGCCGCCGGACCGAUGAUGAUGAACGGUGCCGGAGCUUCAAAUGGAAAUCUGGACCCGUGGUACAGCAAAACGAAUGCUGUCCCUAUUGGAGCUACUGCGCCUCCCCUGGGCGUUGCGUCUGGCGAUCCUUGGCAAGCGAAUAAACGAUCCACGCCCGUGCCUACUGCUGCUGCUGCUGCCAGUGGUGAUCCGUGGCAGGCAAACGCAUCUGCUGUUAAGCUAGAUCCGUGGGCUCCAGUUAGCAAUAACUCAGCCACGGGAAGUGUUGGAGAUUUGGAAGCUACCUUUGGCGCAGCUGGUGGACCUCUGAUGAAUCGACCCUCACCCGUUGGUGCUAUCACUUCACCGGUGUCCGAUUUGGACGAGUUUGACAUUAUUACCAAGCGGGCGGCAAGCAACAACAGUAGCGGCAGCACCACCAACAACAAUAAUAACCACAAUGCCGCUAGCAACAAUCUGAAUAACAACAGUUCACUGCUACUCGGGGACCUAGAUCCACUGUCAUCCUCCGGCACGAACUCAAGCUCACCCAGCAUGGGCGCGUCGACGGCCGCAAAGAAGACACCGCAAUCGUUCCUCGGCGAAAACUCGGCCCUCGUAAACCUGGACAAUCUAAUCAAACCAAUGCCGAGCGGUGGCAGUGUGGCAGCAGCGGCCACAUCGUCCGCGGCAUACAAUCCGUUCGGCGAAACCGGCGGUGCCGGUGCACCCGUACAGAAGAACCUAUUCCAACAGAAUCAACCUCAGGUUCCGUCCAUCAAUCAAUUGAAACAGUCCCCGUUCCCAGUAACGCUUAAUCAGGACCCGUGGGCUCCGGUUGCAAACAUGACCACAGCGCAACACGCCACGUCCAGUAGUAAUGGGGCAUGGACGCUAAAAUAGAACGUCCCUUAACAGUCGUGCGCGUGUUAAAUCGGAAAAAAAACCUUUCCUCACCUUUCAUCCAUUUCCCUCAUCCCAACUAUUCACACCACUGCCUCCCUCCCUUGAUUCCUCUCACUUUCCCCCACUGUAGGUAGUAAUUGAUCCGAUCGUCCGUUAAAUAAUAUCCUGUCGUGUUGUGCGCAUUGGACCUUCAUUGGGUGUGCUGCUUCCAUGGGCUUGCUGGCUGGCUGGCGCAACAGGGAUUUGGUGAUUUGGGCUGAAUCUUCUAUCACACCCCACAAACAAACAAACAAUCCAACAAAACGUGUGCUCCAGUAACAUGCUUGUGCUUGUGCGGUGAUUGUAUGCUUUAGUAUAUGCCCGGGUAUGCCCCCAGCAACAUCAACAGAACAUCCAUCACUGUCUCUCUCUCUACAACACAACCCAAGCUGCUGCCUCCUUCGCGCGUGUAUUUAUGUGUGUGCGUAUGUGUUUGUAUUCCCUUGUACGGGUUUGGGCGCCGGAUCGAACCUGCGACAUCAACCACGUGUACCACACCUCUGAGGAACAACAACUGUCUGUUUUAUCCCGCUCGUUCAGUGUGUGUGCGUGUAUCCUACGGUAGCGAAAAGUGCUCGCUUCUGGUAAAGUUGUUUUGUUUCAGUGUGUUUUGGCGGGUGUGUUGUUUUAUUUUUAUUGCUUUUUAUGCUUUUUUGCAUUUCAUCUCAUAUUUGCUUUCAUUUACAUUUGCAUUGUUUUAUGUUAUUACCAUCUUUUUCUCUACACCAAGCACCUUAUCUUGUGUUUUUUUUUAUAUUAAUUGUUUGCCAUUAUGCCUUUACUAACUUCAACACAUUCUAUUUUCACAUUGUUUCACUGUUUUUUUAAUGCUAUUUUGUAGUCAAUGAAAAAGAUUUUCACUUUUAUAAUUCCAGUAUGUUUUUUUUGUCUUAUUGUUCAAGUACUAUAAACUAUCAUAACAACCUUUUCUAAUAAAUUGUUCUUGUGUACUACCACUUUACAGGCCAAUCUAAACAAUAACAAUAGCGCUCCCUGGAUGAAUCCUCAAUCGUCGAAUCCAUUCCUCUCGUAACAAGUUCCCACAACCCAGCUAGAGGUCCAUGGCGCAGUGCGCCCCUGGCAGCAUCCGCAGAACCUUCGUGCUCUCGACCCAACCAUUAGCAAGGGUGCAAUCAAAAUGAGCAUGUCAUGUGUAUGGAACAUGGAGCAAGCGCCGAAAGGGCGUUGAGAUACAAUCACAAGAGGGGGUGGGUAGUAGAUGAAAAACGGCGAGAAGAAAGGCACGGAUAACGUGAAAUGUAAACCUAACCAAACCAAGUUUUUAAAAAAUGGAGAGGGAGAACAGUAGCAGAACCCAGGAGGCAAUACGACACUAAACUCACACUAACCAACCAACCAACCAGGAAUAGGGUAGUGAAGCAAAACCAAGCAAACAGGAAUAGAAUACAUCGAGCUAGUUUUCUACGUUUCUAACCGGAACCGGAAAUCACCUUUAACGUAAGCAUCUGAAAUUGAGUGUAGAAAACCAAUUGGCAGGAUGAGAGGGGAAGACGCCCUCACCACAUUUUGAGUCAUUUACAUCUACAUACACACAUACACACAAACUUUCUCCUACAUGUGAAUUGUGCAACGGAAAUCGUAUUUCAAUAAGCUUACCGAUCAAUGCAGUCGCUGUUCUUGAGAAGGAAUGGAUCAGAAACACUGGGAAUGGAGAACAAAGCCAGCAACAAAAUUCUCCAAUUCUGUUCGCUAUAUUGGUGUACUGGCUGGCCAAUUUCACUUCACUGGAUUAUACCGCGCUCGAUGGUUUCCUCCAAAAAAAGACGUGAUUUCAGAUAAAAAGUUCCACAAUUUGUUGGAAGAAAGAGAGGAAGAUAUCGAAAGAAGAAAAAAGGAGAGGGAGAUCGAGACACUUGUUACUAAAACAACGAUUUUGCAGCGGCUGUAACAAUGUGUGUGUGUAUGUGUGUCGGGAGAACGACAGAACUGGCCGGCAGGAAGUAGGAUGGAAGGAAGGAUAGGAAGAAUUUAUGCAAAUUAAUGAAAAAUGCCUUAUACUAGUUGAAGAAAGAAGAAGAAAAAAACGAUGGAACCGCAAGGAGAGAGAGACUACAUUGUGUAAGCUCUUAAAAUAAUACUACAGCUACUACUAAAUGAUAAAUGAAACACUGAUACCACAACACACUAACCCCGGGAGGAAGAGGGGAACAUGUAUGUGCGCAAACAGGUUCUUUCAGGAUGCCUGUUUGCGUUUGUCGGGUUAAGAAAAGAAACGGAAGGUUAAUUUCGGGGAAAAUUAAGUUGUUCAGAAAAUUGGCACUUUUUAUUAGCUAGAUUACGGCUAGCUUCAUCGAAUUGUAUGAUCAUCGUUUGUUUGUUUUUUUGCUCCCUUCUUAACAGUUUACAUUGUCCUCAAAAGCAGCAUCUCCUUUGGGUCCACUUUCUUUUGAGCCUUUGUUCUAUUAUAUUGACAAAGUUGAAUUCACCGUAUUUGUUUAUGUUGAUCCCCAGGAAGUAUGAAUGUACACAGUUUAAUUUAUUAUAUUUGCUUCCUUGGAACAACUGACAAAAUGUGUGUGUGUGUGCGGGCGAGAGUUCGUGUCACGUGGAAGAGAUUUGGCGCAAAGCUCGCGCAAACUAUUGUGCUAUUAUCCUUUCUAUAUUCUGUUCUUGAGAUCUAUUUCCAUUUCUGUUUGCUACCUUUGGCUCCUUCCGUUUCAUUGCUCUUUAAUGUAUUAUUUAGCGUAAGAUAACGCAAAGGCCGGUCUUAUUUCAUUGGUUGGGACGGACUAUGAUUUAAAAAUAAAGGAAUCGAACAACAAUGAUAGUAAGUGGCACGGAGGAGGAGAAAAUUAGUGGUUUUCGUCAAUCGUCGAAGGACGUCGUGUGGUUGGCUAAUUGUAUUGAACCUUUUUCUAUUAUACCACCAGGCGAUGGGGGGAGAGGGGAGGGAUUGGACACGAUGCGUUAAGGGGAGGGUUAGGGGGGACGGAUGCGUCACACAAUUAUAUUGCAAACAUGGAACAUGGAACCUCCAACGAGUCUGUUGGGAAUUUUGUGUUCACUAGCGUGGGUAUGUGUCCGGUGAAAAGAAAGCAAACUCUUCAUCCUUUCUUAGAAUGAUACAGAAAAAAACAACCGAUUGUUUGUAUAGGGAUAAAAGGACAGGAUACUAAAACAAAAUGGCAAAAAGUAACAACAAACAAAAAAAACUAUAUAUACAUGAGCAAGUGAAAUUAUAUAUAUAUUUUUAAAAUUCUGAAUAAACAAAUAAUUGAUUUUCAAGGA
Molecule: messenger RNA, 7328 nt
Organism: Anopheles gambiae (African malaria mosquito)
Lineage: Eukaryota; Metazoa; Arthropoda; Insecta; Diptera; Culicidae
Gene: lqf
Product: epsin-1
Exons: 13
Coding region: 1995-4037 (680 amino acids)
Biological process (GO): endocytosis
Cellular component (GO): clathrin vesicle coat; plasma membrane; endosome
Molecular function (GO): clathrin binding; phospholipid binding
Source: RefSeq, a predicted model, not a curated record